AUGUCACAACGAUUAUUUGCGAUCCCAUUCUCAUCGCACUUGUUAUACUGCACUUGUCUAGUACCUAAGUACGGUCAAACUGUUCCUUUCCCACCAGUUACCGCAGCACCUGCUUCGAGGGCAGCAGGCCGGCAGCAGCAAAGACGGAGAGACGUCAAGAGACACGUUGCCAAGUACUCGCCGCAGCUCGGGCCGGUACUUGAUUCUAUCCUGGAGCUACAGAUACCCGCCCUGUACCUGGUCGUCUAUGCUCGUUCCCCAGUCGAGCUUACGCCAAUCAUCUCGGCCCUUGCUGAUCUGCUGUCCACCGACCGCCUCAACUUGGGAUGCCUCUUACAGCCUACGCACACCAUCUCAUUUGAACGCCUACGACGGUCCCAUAUGCACCUUGCCGAAGCUAUCUGA
Molecule: messenger RNA, 405 nt
Organism: Colletotrichum abscissum
Lineage: Eukaryota; Fungi; Ascomycota; Sordariomycetes; Glomerellales; Glomerellaceae
Exons: 2
Coding region: 1-405 (134 amino acids)
Source: RefSeq, a predicted model, not a curated record